This is a messenger RNA of Nicotiana attenuata, 594 nucleotides long. RefSeq lists its product as uncharacterized. The coding region runs from base 1 to 594 and encodes 197 amino acids. The transcript is spliced from 2 exons. Lineage: Eukaryota; Viridiplantae; Streptophyta; Magnoliopsida; Solanales; Solanaceae. Gene Ontology annotation, biological process: DNA integration. Gene Ontology annotation, molecular function: nucleic acid binding. The record is from RefSeq and is a predicted model, not a curated record.
AUGCAUUUUGGCAAAAAAGAUUCUGCGCGCAAGGUAUUAUUGGCUUACUAUGGAGCAAAUUGCUUUAGUUUUGUUCGCAAGUGUCGCCAAUGCCAGAUUCAAUGCGACCUGAUUCACUUGCCUCCGUUGAAAUUGCACCCCAUGUCCUCUCCUUGGCCUUUCGUUUCUUGGGGAAUGGAUGUUAUUUGGCUAAUCGAGUCAAAGGCUUCAACUGGGCAUAGAUUUAUUUUGGUUGCCAUUGAUUACUUCACCAAGCGGGUGGAAGCAGUUACUUUCAAAGCAAUCACCAAGAAAGCAGUGACCAUUAUCCCUAGCAACGCAGCCAAUAUAAAUAGUCAUCUGAUGAAGAAGGUAUGCGAGAAAUUUGAAAUUGUGCAUCGCCAUUCUACCCCUUACCGUCCAAAAGAUAAUGGAGUCGUUGAAGCAAAAAACAAGAACAUCAAGAAGAUUAUCACGAAGAUGAUCCAAGGGUCCAGGCAAUGGCACGAAAAAUUGCGUUUUGCUCUUUUUGGAUACCGCAUGACUGCUCGCACAUUUGUUGGUGCAACUCCCUUAUCUGCUGGUGUAUGGAACGGAAGCUGUAAUACCGGCUGA